Messenger RNA from Aspergillus neoniger CBS 115656, 1100 nucleotides. RefSeq lists its product as uncharacterized. The transcript has 2 exons. Bases 192 to 890 code for a protein of 232 amino acids. The record is from RefSeq and is a predicted model, not a curated record. Lineage: Eukaryota; Fungi; Ascomycota; Eurotiomycetes; Eurotiales; Aspergillaceae.
AGGGGCGUCAUUAUCUGGCUUACAUCUUCCAGUGAGUUGCAGAGUAUGGCACAUCCCCGGGUGAUGUAUUGACAAAUUCAUCACGCAACACUAAACCUUUCUUUGUUUCGCUUGAUAAAGAAAUACUUAGCUUCAAAGAGCUGCCGAACAGCUUCACUUACCAAACACAGUCGCUUCGAUAUUUUCUUAUCAUGUCCUGUUCAGGUACCGCAGACACGCCUACAAUAUCAGCAUCGCCAUUGCCUCUCAAUUUCUUGGAUUUACCUAUCAAGAUACGUAAAAACAUAUACAAACAAGUUCUCGUUUUACCUCAUCCACUUCACAUCUUCCAAGACCCAGGAUGUCCACUGGAAGCUUUUGCACCCGAAAAACCCGGCUCAUGGCUUGCAUUGACCUACGUCAGCCGACAAAUAUCGGACGAGACCAGAAUGACUUUGUAUAGUAUGAAUCGGUUCAUCUUCCACGAGAUGGAGACGGCGUGUCGUCCAGGCACUCUCUUGGAGUCCUUCCUAAACUGUAUCGGACCUAAAAAUUCCGGGAUCUUGUCUCAUCUAUGCAUCAACUUUCCGGUCACCGAGCACAUAUCAGGCGCCUCUAGAGAGCCGAGACUCGCAGAUGGCUUGCGAAGAUUACAGCUAUUACGACAAAGCUGUGCCAAUUUGAAGACAUUGGAAAUGCUCAUCUUUGGUCAAUUUGCCAACAUUCUGGUCGCAAAUGACCAGAUGAACAAUGAGUCCAUUCGGAAGAUAUGCCUGGAGGUCGAUGCCCAGAUAAAGGAAAUAGCACCCCUAGAUACCAUUGUUGUCAGGAUAUAUAAUAACGGUACUCCAGCCGCAGUACGAGAGUUUCUACAAGAGCUUGGAUGGAUUGUCAAGUUUGGCGACGCUUAAUAAUUUUUCCUUACAUCACAACAAGACAGAUGAAACGAGAAAACAGCCGCAAUUAUAGUCAACUAUACCCCAGUUCACUCAGAGCUCCCUCGUCAUGUGCCCCAAAAUUAUGGCGGAUCUACUUUGGACUGUUGACAGCAGUGGACGGGUACUAAGCCCCCAAAAAGGGGGCUGUAAGUUUUCCCCACUAGUCAUGGGCCGACAAUCUAC